Anopheles nili is the source of this 2358-nucleotide messenger RNA. It is a transcript of the gene Pdfr, whose product is annotated as PDF receptor. The record is from RefSeq and is a predicted model, not a curated record. NCBI's taxonomy places the organism in Eukaryota, Metazoa, Arthropoda, Insecta, Diptera, Culicidae. Gene Ontology annotation, molecular function: G protein-coupled peptide receptor activity. Gene Ontology annotation, biological process: adenylate cyclase-modulating G protein-coupled receptor signaling pathway; cell surface receptor signaling pathway. The coding region runs from base 1 to 1608 and encodes 535 amino acids. The transcript is spliced from 11 exons. Gene Ontology annotation, cellular component: plasma membrane.
AUGGUGUCAAUAAUCGGUGGCCCUUCUACUGUCGCUGCUGCUGCUGCUGCUGUUGCCGGUGCCGGAACCACCAACGGCAGCAGUGAUGGGACGCAGCUGUUCAUCAACACAACGCUUGACUCAUGUGCCCUUAAGUAUGAAGAGUUCGUUAUACCAAACACAGUUCCUUACUGCAACUGGACCUGGGACAACGUACUGUGCUGGCCACCGACGGCGGCCAAUUUGACAAUAAGCCAGCGAUGCCCUCCAGCACACGGAGUCGAUACCACAAAGUUUGCCGAACGACGAUGCAGCGCCGAGGGGCAGUGGGAAAGCAAACCGGGCACCACGCCGUCCCCAGUCGGUUGGACCAACUACACACCCUGCUACAACGCGGAAGCUAAACAACUGUUUAGAAAGCUUUACUCCAGCGGCAACAUCGACGAUGUAAACAUCAAAUUUGACAUCGCCGAGCGAACGCGCAUGCUGGAACUCGUAGGAUUUAGUCUUUCGCUCGUAGCACUAAUUAUAUCCUUGGUUAUAUUUUGCAAAUUUCGUGGCCUCCGGAACAAUCGGACGCGCAUACACAAGAACCUGUUCGUUGCCAUGGUGAUACAGGUGGUGAUCCGCCUGACGUUAUACAUCGACCAAGCGAUCAUUCGCAGCGGCAGCAAGAAGUUCGGCAACGCAAGCUCCCGCCAGGGGAUCGAUAACACGUCAUUCCUGUGCGAAGCGUCGUACGUGCUGCUGGAGUACGCCAGGACCUGCAUGUUUAUGUGGAUGUUUAUAGAGGGGCUAUAUUUACACAACGUAGUAACGGUUACAGUAUUUCAAGGAAGGUUUCCGCACACGCUUUAUGCCGCCGUCGGCUGGGGUGGCCCACUCCUGCUGACCAUCAUCUGGGCGGUUACAACGGCCCAGUACAUCCGGCAGCAAAAAUGCUGGUGGGGUUACAACUUGACGCCUUAUUACUGGAUUUUGGAAGGUCCAAGACUAGCAGUAGUCGUGUUGAAUUUCAUAUUUUUACUAAAUAUCAUAAGAGUAUUGAUCGUGAAGCUACGCCAAAGCCACACCAGCGACGUGGAGCAAGCCCGCAAGGCGGUCCGAGCGGCGGUCGUCCUUGUGCCAUUACUAGGAAUCACCAACAUACUCAACAUGACGGAAGCACCGCUCGAUAAGACGGUGCUCGAGUUCGCCAUCUGGUCGUACGUGACGCACUUUCUCGUGUCCUUUCAAGGGUUUUUCAUCGCGCUGCUCUACUGCUUCCUAAACGGCGAGGUUCGCACGGCCCUCAUGAAGAGCAUCAGCGUGUAUCUGUCCCUGCGAGGACACCACGAUUGGGCAGUUCGCCGGCAGUCGCUGUUUUCCGCCGGUUAUCCUACGGCUCCGGUCAACGAGGCACCGAACGCGGGUGAAUCAAACCGAAACACCAACCGCAACACCGCCGCCAACAACAGCCUGCUCGGUGCCAACAACCACACCGCCAAUGGGGGUGGUGGCGCGGCCAACAAUGGGGGUGGUUUCCGCGGGGGCUGGUUUGGCCGCUGCUUCCUAGUACAAAAACAUACCAACCCGUCCGCACCGGAACCGGCCCCACCUGAGUCAGUUGUAUUCGAUAUUUCCGACUAGUGGCUUGCGUUGUCGUUCUCUUUUUCUUUUCUUUUGGUUUCCGUAUGUCUUUAACCAGCGUGUGAUGGCAGCUGGUGGCGCACGUUCGAUGUACACCGAUCCAAGAGACUAUAAGAAACAAGUAGAGCUUUAUCCGACGAUCACGGAUCCUCGGAACCGGCAACAACUAUCAGGGUAGCCGCACCAAAUCGAACCACUUUUCAGCAGGAGCCAAGCUGGCAGGGACAACAAUAACGCGUAAUGGUUUUAUAUUCACUGCGCCUGUUACAGAAAUGCUAUUUUUAAAAAAGUUACAUCCGCUUGGCUGGCGGACCAAGGGAAACGGAAACGUAUCAAAUUAUUACGCGAUCGUAAAGAAAACGACUAAGAUAUACAGUGUGCGGUCUAGAUUUGAGGUGGCGCGGGUGGAUAGAUAGAUAGAGUAAAGGUAUAGAGUAAAUAAGGCAAAAGAGAACACUUUUAACGUACGUUGCUUGCCCGUUGCAUAUGCAUAAAUGAAACAUUUUACCAGCUAACGGGUGUGCAUGUGUGUCGGAGAUAUUUAUGAUGUCGAUUGUUUUAUUGUUUAAGUCAAUUUCGUAACUGUUAUAGCGUGUAACGCCUGGAAGGGAGUUGAAGAACAGGAUACCAAAAAAAAAAUUAAGGCAGCACAGUAAACCAAACUACUACGCAUCGACGAAUUUGGCAACGCAACUUAGAUUAAUUUAUGUACGUGUAAGAGUCAAGUCUUAACGCUCCAAUAAACGCAAU